AUGAAGGUCAAGAAAAAAGGUGUAAUGUACUCAUCCUCAUCACCGUCUUCGUAUAAAGAUCCUCACACUGUGUUAAAGCUCCUACCUUUAACCAUACUAGCCUUAGCCUCAACUCUUCCUGCCCAAGACCAAGAAGUCAUAGCUUACAUGAUAACAAGGUCCAUUGCCACCCCAAAAAAUCCAUCUUCGGAGAAGAAUAAAUGCAAGAGAAAACCCAGUCAAAAGAACCCUCUUUUUGAAUGUGGGUGUUUCGGUUGUUACACUAGCUAUUGGUACAGAUGGGAUUCUUCUCCAAACAGAGACCUCAUUCACCAAGUCAUUGAAGCUUUUGAAGACCAUUUGGUGCAUAAAGAGUCUCCAAAGAAACAAAAUAAAGGUAAAAAGAAAGAUAAGCUAUUCUUGGAUCAGUUUGAGUCCAACAUAUCGUUUACUGUACCAAAGAAAGAGCUUGGAAACACUGAGAUAUCGAUGCCAGAUACUAAGAGUAGAUAUGCGGAGGAACAUAAUAAAGAACAUUGUGCAGAAGAAGAAGAGAGUAUGGUGGGUGCGGUGAACGGGAACAUGGAAAUGAAGGUGGUGACCGUACAAGUAGUACAAGUGCCAGUGAGUAGCCACAGGGGUUUGGCCAGGAAAGUUUUACCAGAUGUUGUAGGUUUACUGAACUCUUGUCUUUGGAAUCUUUGGAGUAGUGCGAGUAUCUAG
Molecule: messenger RNA, 702 nt
Organism: Pistacia vera
Lineage: Eukaryota; Viridiplantae; Streptophyta; Magnoliopsida; Sapindales; Anacardiaceae
Exons: 1
Coding region: 1-702 (233 amino acids)
Source: RefSeq, a predicted model, not a curated record